AUGGCGGAGUUCGUGCGUGCGCAGAUCUUCGGCACAACCUUCGAGAUCACCAGCAGGUGCGUGGCAGAGCGUCCCCGACGCGAGGCCAUCCCAACUGGGCACCGCGGCAUGUGAAAGAGGAGAAGACUAAUCGUUGCUCAGAUACACCGAUCUGCAGCCCGUGGGCAUGGGCGCUUUCGGUCUUGUCUGGUGCGUAUCGAAAUCGACCCAAACAUGUGGAAACAGUAGCUCAUGGAGGGAACAGCUCGGCCAAGGACCAGCUCACCGGGCAAGCCGUGGCCGUCAAGAAGAUUAUGAAGCCCUUUUCCACCCCGGUACUGUCCAAGCGCACAUAUCGCGAGCUGAAGCUCUUGAAGCAUCUCAAGCACGAGAAUGUAAGCCGAAUUGCUCCGCAGCAAUGCUCACCCGAAAACAGGCGUGCUAAACCCGGCGCAGGUCAUCUCUCUCAGCGACAUCUUCAUCUCGCCAUUGGAGGACAUGUAUGUCGGUGAGUGCUCCCUGCCUACAAACUUGGCUUACUUUCUUCUCACAGCUAUUUUGUGACCGAAUUGCUUGGAACCGACCUACACCGACUCCUUACCUCGAGACCACUGGAGAAGCAGUUCAUCCAAUACUUCCUCUACCAGAUCCUGGUGCGUUUAGAACAAGCAGCCAGAUGCCACUAUCAAGUACUGACGUGUGACAGCGUGGCCUGAAAUACGUCCAUUCCGCCGGCGUCGUACACCGUGACCUCAAGCCCUCCAACAUCCUCGUCAACGAGAACUGCGACUUGAAGAUCUGCGAUUUCGGUCUCGCCCGUAUUCAAGAUCCACAGAUGACCGGAUACGUCUCGACGCGAUACUACAGAGCACCGGAGAUCAUGCUCACCUGGCAAAAGUACGAUGUGGAGGUGGACAUUUGGAGUGCAGGAUGUAUCUUCGCAGAGAUGCUGGAGGGCAAGCCGCUCUUUCCCGGCAAGGACCACGUAAACCAAUUCUCCAUCAUCACAGAAUUGCUUGGCACACCUCCAGACGAUGUCAUCUCCACCAUCUGCAGCGAGAACGUGAGUUGAACCGACUUGAUUGGUAUGGCGCAUACUCACGGAUCCCCUACAGACACUCAGAUUCGUGCAAUCGCUGCCAAAGCGGGAGCGCCAGCCGCUGAAGAACAAGUUCAAGAACGCCGACCCACAGGGUGAGUAGAGUGAAACCCCAAUCAGGAAUGUCCACUAAGUCCUUGCAGCAAUUGAGCUGCUCGAACGCAUGCUGGUAUUCGAUCCGCGGAAACGUGUCAAGGCUGGCGAGGCGCUCGCAGACCCUUAUCUGGCACCCUACCAUGAUCCGACGGACGAGCCAGAGGCCGAGGAGAAGUUUGACUGGUCUUUUAACGACGCUGACCUGCCUGUGGAUACCUGGAAGAUCAUGAUGUAGGUCUCGGUAUCCAAAAACACUGUCCUUUCGGAUGGCUAACGCAGACGAUUUAGGUACUCCGAGAUCCUCGACUACCACAACGUCGAUUCGAACAAUGAAGCUACCGCAGAGAAUGGAGCCGCGCAAUGA
Molecule: messenger RNA, 1538 nt
Organism: Lecanosticta acicola
Lineage: Eukaryota; Fungi; Ascomycota; Dothideomycetes; Mycosphaerellales; Mycosphaerellaceae
Source: the annotation of a GenBank genome assembly